Aspergillus wentii DTO 134E9 is the source of this 1140-nucleotide messenger RNA. RefSeq lists its product as uncharacterized. NCBI's taxonomy places the organism in Eukaryota, Fungi, Ascomycota, Eurotiomycetes, Eurotiales, Aspergillaceae. The coding region runs from base 112 to 783 and encodes 223 amino acids. The record is from RefSeq and is a predicted model, not a curated record. The transcript has a single exon.
CCAUCACCGGGUGGGCGAAUCCACCUGAUGGAUAUAAAUGACUGGCAUCUAGGAAGUAGUUUUGUUCAAAAGAGAUGAUAUUAUCUCUAAUGUCGGCUGAUAUCCACCACCAUGGAUCGAUAUAUUCCUUAUAUCCCCUAUCGCCAUCGCCGGCGCAUAUACCAUGCCGUCCUCCUCACCGUCUCCACGAUCAUCAUCACCAUCCUUUACAUCUUCUACAGCAUCGUCUAUUUCGCAGCCUUUUACUUUGUGCUGCUAUAUCGCCACUAUACAAAUUACAGCCACACACUCAAGCGAAAAAUAGACAUGUGCUUCGUUGAAAUCGACGACGAAACCCCCUCCAUCCGCAUCACGGAGUACAAGAAACCCCGUCCUCUCCGCGCUUCAUAUCCACGUCGCAGACGUUCUUUUUCUUCUGCAUCUUCAGCAUCCAGCUGUUCCAGCGAUAAUAGCACAGAUAUUGAUAUCCGCUCCCCGCGACACUCGUAUCACAGCCACCACUCGCACCAUCAUGCCCAUCAUGACUCGCACUCUCACUCUCGUUCACUCUCGCCCCCACCACCAGUAUCUUUCUCACCUCGCCACUCAUACUCGCCUCAGCCAUCUUAUACGACCACGCGACGGACGAGGAUCCGCACGAGGGCUGAAUCGCUGAUGCCGUUUGAGAGGAGUUUCUGGCGGAGGCCGUCGAGGGAGGAUGUUAGGUUCGUCGAGUAUGUGGAUCCGGGGGAGGAGGAGUGGAGGAGGAAUCGGAGGGAGGUGAGGUUUAUUGAGAGGGGGUGAUUUGUUUUAUUUAUAUUUAUAUUUAUUGAUGGAUUAUUUGGAUUGGAUUUAUUGUGUUGGUCGUGUAGUUUGUCUGUUCUAUUCUAUUCUAGGUAUACCCAUAUUAUGCUGUAAAGCAUCGAGAGUAUCCUCCAUUCAACAUCUCUCUUAAUGAAUUCAAAGAUAUCGAUCUGAAUGAAUAUGACCUCCAGGAGGAAUAGGGUCCGGCACCAAAGAGCAUUAUGGAGAGUGCAUCCUUAUCUGGCAGGGGGUACAAUGUUAUUCGAGUAUAUAUAUAGAUGGACAUUCUCAAGACGAAUGAUCCGUAACACUUCAUUCAAGAUAGUAAGUAGUACAUCAAAAAUAUCUUUGUCUUUA